UAGAAGGGAAGCAGGGGAGGAUUGUAAAUAAAAACAAACUAGGUUUUCUACAGCGAUGGCAGUCCUUGACUUUCACAUUUUAUGUCAAGCAAUUUUGUAUUUUUGUGCGUUCAUUGCAGGGUUUGCAAUCUCUAUACCGGUUGGAGUUAACAGAAUAAAUUUCAAUGGGCAGUGCGUACUGUAUGCUGAUUUCAACUGGAAAAAUGCAACAAAUUUUGUGAUGACAGGGAGUAGUGCCACCAACUGUAAUUUUCCCAUCUACUUCAGUGUGUUCGGCCUCAUAUUCUAUGGGCUUGCAACAGGAUUAUACAACUCAUAUGCAGUGAUCAGGUCGAUGAAGGAUCCAGAUAUAGGAUCUCAAAUGUGGGUAAUGCCAUUUAUUCUUGUCAACACUCUCCUUGCAUUCACCACACUGAUUGUUGGAUGUGUUCUCUCUGUUGGAUUUCUGCAGUUUUGUAAUGGUUUAACAAAAACAACUGUACCCAGCUGCCGAGCUCUAGAAAAUAAAACUUGGAAGAACUUAGCAAAAGACAAGCCGUUUAACUCGGGACCAUACUUUAAGUUGCUUACUGUUGCACAGGUUGCAGCAUGGGGCUGUGUUCUUGUGUUCAUCCUACAGAUAGUGCUUAGCGUUCUAAGAUUUAUUCGUAACCGACGUCGAAGGUCUGCCCAGAUGUUUGACAGUGCACAGAAGGCUCAGACAAGUUCUGACACAACCAAGAUUGCUGAAUUGGAGCCAACAGCUUGAAGCAACAGUCAGAAUAAACACAUUCUCAGAUCUUUGAAAGCAUUUUGAUGCAAACUCCUGUAUAUGUUAGUGUCCUUUUCAUGUUCAUUUGUGCCGCGCCAUGAGAAAACCAACAUAGUGGCUUUGCGACCAGCAUGGAUCCAGAACAGCCUGCGCAUCCGUGCAGUCUGGUCAGGAUCCAUACUUUUUGCUAACAGUUUGUCUGAUUGCAAUAGGCUUUGAAAGUGAACAGCAUGGAUCCUGACCAGACUGCGUGGAUGCGCAGGAUGGUCUGGAUCCAUGCUGGUCACAAACGCACUUUGUUGGUUUUCUCAUGACACGGCUCAAUUUUUAAAGGGCUUUUGUGCCUUUAUACUGUAAUUCUGAAAAGAUUUUACUCAAGGCAAGAAAUUCAGAUUUAUUGUUCAUAAACAUUUUUAGCUGUUCACUUAAAAAAGUUGAUCAGUUUUAUACAUGCAUUGUUAAAUACACAUUAAGAAAGAAUUUCUACAUAAUAACCUCAUUUAUUAAGUCAUGAAAUCAUUUAAAUUUGUAGGCAUGGGAUUUCCUGUUUUUAGCCACACACGCUGUUUUGUGUGGAUUUGAAUUGAUGGAUUCCCAAUUUUUAAUAAGAUGAAUUUGGAAUAUUUUAAAUUUGUUGGACUUAAUUUGUGGAUCGACUUAAUUACUAUGUGCUGUCAUUAGAGAGCUCUUGUUAUGUCUAAAAGGACACAAGCUAUACUACUUCCAUAUCAGUUUUUAGAUUUGUACUCAUUCCUGUUCAAGUAUAUAUUAAAUGAAACAUUUUUAGCUCACCUGAGCAAUGCUCAGGUGAGUUUUUCUGAUCACUCCAUGUCCGGCGUCUGUCUGUCUGUCGUCUGUCCGUCAUCAUUUAGCUUGUGUGUGCGAUAGAGGCUGUAUUUUUCAACUGAUCUUCAUGAAAUUUGGUCAGAAUGAUUACCUUGAUGAAAUCUAGGCCGAGUUCGAAAAUGGGUAAUCUGGGGUCAAAAACUAGGUCACUAGGUCAAAUCAAAGAAAAACCUUGUGUAUGCGAUAGAGGCUGUAUUUUUCAACUGAUCUUCAUGAAAUUUGGUCAGAAUGAUUGCCUUGAUGAAAUCUAGGCCGAGUUUGAAAAUGGGAUCUCUGGGGUCAAAAACUAGGUCACGAGGUCAAAUCAAAGAAAAACCUUGUGUAUGCGAUAGAGGCUGUAUUUUUCAAUUAAUCUUCAUGAAUUUCGGUCAGAAUGAUUACCUUGAUAAAAUCUAGGCCGAGUUCAAAAAUGGGUCAUCUGGGGUCAAAAACUAGGUCACUAGGUCAAAUCAAAGAAAAACCUUGUGUAUGCGAUAGAGGCUGUAUUUUUCAAUUAAUCUUCAUGAAUUUUGGUCAGAAUGAUUACCUUGAUGAAAUCUAGGUCAAGUUCGAAUAUGGGUCAUCUGGGGUCAAAAGUAGGUCAUUAGGUCAAAUCAAAGAAAAACUUCGUGUAGGCGAUAGAGGCUAUAAUUUUCAAUUGAUCUUCAUGAAAUUAAGUCAGAAUGAUUGCCUUGAUGAAAUCUAGGUCAAAUUUGAAUAUGGGUAAUCUGGGGUCAAAAAUUAGGUCACGAGGUCAAAUCAAAGAAAAACCUUGUGUAUGCGAUAGAGGCUAUAUUUUUCAACUGAUCUUCAUGAAAUUUGGUCAGAAUGAUUACCUUGAUGAAAUUUAGGCCAAGUUCGAAAAUGGGUCAUCUGUAAUCAAAAAGUAGGUCACUAGGUGUAAUCAAAGAAAAACCUCGUGUAUGUGAUAGAGGCUGUAUUUUUCAUCUGACCUUCAUGAAAUUUUGUCAGAAUGAUAGCCUUGAUAAAGUCUAGAUCAAGUUCGAAUAUGGGUCAUCUAGGGUCAAAAACUAGGUCACUAGGUCAAAUGAAAGAAAAUACUUGUUUUUGCUCCAAUUUUAAUGAUAAUUGGUCAGAAUAUUUUUUUCUAUGAAAUCACUAGGUCAAACAUGUUUACACUGUUAUGGUGUAUUAUGGUGUGAGCGACCUAGGGCCAUCUUGGCCCUCUUGUUUGUAUUUAUCAUCAGGAUAAAAGAAGAAAAUAUUUUACUUUGAAAUUUAUGUUUCAAUGCUUGAAAUAAUUUUAGGCUUAGCGAAAUAUUUCUUUUUUGUAAUGAUACAUUAAAGUUUCUUUUUGUCUGUCUCCAGACAUGUCUUUGUGAUAUGGCUAGAUAUUGCAUAUCAAUUAGUGAUGGCAACGGUUAACCGAGUACUCGCUCGGUGUUCUAAGUAUUGAUUAUGAAAUUUAGUAAUCAAGUACUCGAAAAAAAAUAUAUAGAAAAAAUAAGAAAAAAAGACCAGAAACACUCAAUUUUAAUGCGGCUGUUUAAACGACACCAAUGUCAUCUUUUUGAUCAGUUACCCAGAUUAUUCAAACAUGAAGGUGUGAAUUGAUGCACAAUGGUCAGUAAUGAUCUUUGACAGGUAACAUGUGUUUGCAAAAGCAUGAUUGCUGUAAAUUGUAAUUAUGCCGCUUAUUGCAGUACCACUUAUAUCAUUAACAAUUAGAAAAUCACACCACACCAGUGUGCAAAUGUUAAAAUUAGCGAUACAUGAUAAAGAACAUAUCCUCUACAAUCUAAAAAGUAAACCAGUCCAAUUUUAUGGCGACUUAGCUGUUUGCUCAGCAUUUUAUUAGUCGCCGAUAUAUAUAUGCUCCUGGUUUUACAUUCUUGUUUUCCCUUUAGCACAAAGUAAUCAUUUACAACUGUAUUCAACAACAAAAAAUGGUUUUUUUUUUAAACAUGAUAUCACUGCUUACAGGAGCCAUGGUGAAACAAAUAAUGAUUUUGAAUUAUCUCCCUUUAAUAGUGAACAAAUGCUAUAUACAGCCGAUUUUCGCCUAUUCCAGUUACUGAAACCACUUUUAACAAGUAACUGAGUACUCGAUCGAAAAAAUCAGCGAGUACUCAAGUACUAAAAUUGGUUCUCGAUGCCAUACCUAUUAUCAAUUCAUAUUUCCUUUAAAAUGAAACAGUAUGGGGAGACAUGACACUGCUUCUAUUGAUAGCAGUUUCUAGUUUACAUAGAGAAAAGACUUUUUAUGCAUAAUUUUGCAAGGAACAGCUGGCAUAUUUUAUAUGAAAAAAUCAAAAUAGUUUUGAUAUCUCACUAGACAAUAUGUCUAUAAAUAUUUCAUUGUACACACCCAUUAUCACAAUAUAUAUUAAAGUUUUUUUAUUAUUUUUGUUAUGUGUAAUGUGUUAUAUACAUGUAUAUUGUUACAGAUAUAUAGUUGUGGAAAGAUUUCAUUGUUUUUGCUGUUUAAUUGCCAGAUUUGAAAUAUAUAUAUUAAAUUAUAAUAUAAUUCUUGUUGCCAGUACAUUAUAUUCUGUGAUAUAAGGUCAAAUGUCAAAUGUACUUAGUUAAAUACAGGCAACAAAUCAUGGCCCUGAAAUGAAAUUACUUGACAGUGUUUUCAACAUACUUGUAAUUUAUUGGUUUAACUGUGCUACAUAUAGUUCUUUUUUAAACGUAUGUGCAUAUUUCUACUAGCGUACAAGAUAUGUUCAUAUUUCUAUAAGCGCACCAGAUAAUGUUCAUAUUUUUAUUAGCUCAACUCGGUAUAGUGAGCUCAGGCACAGCUGUGUGAUCACUCACUGUCCAUCCAUAUGUUAUACGCCCAUCAGUUUCUUGUUCACCCAUUCUUGUGAACCAGUCUCUUCUAAGAGCAUCUCUUCUAGAAACUUCACCUGUUUGACAGAGGGCUUGGUCAUUUACUCACAAUAUGUAUAUUGUGGAAAUGUAAAAAAAAACUUGUCGGAAACUGCUUGCUUGAUAUGACACACGUUUCUUUCUAACCCUCGGGCAAGAUUAUUCAGAUUAAUGAGUCCUCAAAAAAAAAAAAACAACAAAAAAACUUAGUUGGCAGAGGGUCACUUAACCUAUAUGUAUAUAUGUAUAUGGUGGAAACUUGAUACAUUUUCUUGUUUAUAUAAACAGCUACUACAUAUUUAAGUUAUUUUACGAAACCCUUUCCCAAGAAGAGGAAGGGGUGCUAAUUCCUUGUUAAGGCUCUUUGGAAACAUUUGAAACUCAACUGUUAAAUAGAUGGCUUAACUUGGAAAUAAAUGCACACAGUUGUUCCUUUGGUGAUUCGUAUAUGUUUUCAUAUCUGCUUGAGCAGUGAAAUUCUAGUGAAAUAACAUGGGAAAACCAACAUAGUGGCUUUGCUACCAGCAUGGAUCCAGACCAGCCUGCGCAUUCGCGCAGUCUGUUCAGGAUCCAUGCUGUUCGCUGACGGUUUCUGUAAUUGCAAUAGAUAUUGAUAGCGAACAGCAUGGAUCCUGACCAGACUGCGCGGAAGCGCAGGCUGGUCUGGAUCCAUGCUGGUCACAAAGCCACUAUGUUGGUUUUCUCAAGACGCGGCUCAAGUAGUUUUUCAGGAAAUGGUAAGGAUACUGAUAAGAUUUAUUUUGUUUGCUGGCAGAAAUCAAACCAGUUAUGGUUGACCUUUUUAAGUACAACUGUUGUACUGUUCCCUUUCACAAAAUCUUCAAAGGGGAUUUUGUGAUUUUAUGCUGCAGAUCCCACCAUCUUUUUUGUAUGGCUCUCACCUGCAUUUGUGAGAAAAUUAAAAUAAUACUCUCAAAUUGUUCAUAACUUAUAAUACCUCAAAACUUCAACAGUACAUGAUUCUAGUCUUUUGAAAUCUUAUAUUUAUGUCUAAUUAAUUAUUGUAGCCUUAUUUAUUGAUGUUGCUUAACCCUUAGCCUGCUGGCAGCCAGUGAUUCUGCCUUUGCAUCCAGUGCAGACCAAGAUUAGCCUGCUGGCAGCCAGUGAUUCUGCCUUUGCAUCCAGUGCAGACCAAGAUUAGCCUGCUGGCAGCCAGUGAUUCUGCCUUUGCAACCAGUGCAGACCAAGAUUAGCCUGCACAUCCGUGCAAGCUGAUUGUGGUCUGCACUGUUUGCCAUUCAGUCACUAUCUUUUUUUGGUAAGCACCCCUUUUAACAGUUAAUGGUUCUGUCCAAAUUGAAAAUGGACAAGUUUAAUAUGGAAAUUUAGCAGGGUAAGGGUUAAUUAUGAAGCAACAUGACUAGCACUGUUCUAUAUAUAUGGUUGUGUUCUAGGUUUAUAAUAAACAUCCUAGGACGAAGUACCACUGAAUAUUUUUAUAAUACAGAUGACAAUAUAUGUUUUUAUUCUUUAAAUUAUUUUAUACAUUUAAGUAUCACUAUUGUAGUGUUGAAAAUAUUUGGUGACAUUUUAUUACUGUAGUUUAGCCAGGACAAACAGUUAUUGUUUGGAUUUAUAAGAACAAUAUCAUAAAAGAGGUUUGCACCUGUCACACAUUUUGAUAGAUAUAAUUUGAUAUAAUUGAGCCGCACCAUGAGAAAACCAACGUAGUGCAUUUGCGACCAGUAUGGAUCCAGACCAGACUGCGUGGAUACAUCUGUUCGCUUUCAAAAUCUAUUGCAAUUAGAGAAACCGUUAGUGAACAGCAUGGAUCCUGACCAGUCUGCGCGGAUGCGCAGGCCUGUCUGGAUCUAUGCUGGUUGCAGAUGCACUAUGUUGGUUUUCUUAUGGUGUUGCUCAUAUUUAUUUAGGGGCUUUGAAUACUCAUUAUGUUAUUGAAUUGUUUGUAAUAGCAAGACAAAAGUCAGUUUAAACAGAGGGUAUAAGUGUGAUGUGAAGAAACAGACUCAGUAUCACAGUGAUUGUUUUGGAAAUUUCUCAAUUGAUAGAAGAGACAUGACUAUUACAUAUGGCACUGCGGUAAUUUAGAGUGAUGGUACUCUUUUUUAGCUCACCUGUCACAUAGUGACAAGGUGAGCUUUUGUGAUCACCCUUCGUCCGUCCGUCUCGUGCGUCCGUGUGUCAACAAUUUCUUGUCUGCACGAUAGUGGUUUCAUUUAUGAUUUGAUUUUAACCAAACUUGCACACAACUUAUAUCACCAUAAGAUCUCGGUUCCUUUCUUGAACUGGCCAGAUCCCAUUACAGGUUCCAGAGUUAUGGCCCCUGAAAGGGCCAAAAUUAGCUGUUUUGACCUUGUCUGCACAAUAGCAGCUUUAUUUAUAAUUUGAUUUUUACCAAACUGGCACACAACUUGUAUCACCAUAAGAUCUUGGUUCCUUUCUUGAACUGGUCAGAUUCCGUCAUGGGUUCCAGAGUUAAGGCCCCUGAAAGGGCAUGAAUUAGCUAUUUUGACCUUGUCUGCACAAUAGCAGCUUCAUUUAUGAUUUUAUUUUAACCAAACUUGCACACAACUUGUAUCACCACAAGAUCUUGGUUCCUUUCUUGAACUGGCCAGAUUCCUUAAUGGGUUCCCGAGUGAUGGCCCCUGAAAGGGCCAGAAUUAGCUAUUUUGACCUUGUCUGCACAAUAGCAGCUUCAUUUAUGAUUUGAAUUUAAUCAAACUUGCACAAAACUUGUCUCACCAUAAGAUCUCGGUUCCUUUCUUGAAACGGCCAGAUCCCUUAAUGGAUUCCAGAGUUAUGGCCCCUAAAAGGGCCAAAAUUAGCUAUUUUGACAUUGUCUGCACAAUAGCAGCUUCAUUUAUUUUUUGAUUUUAACCAAACUUGCACAAAACUUGUAUCACCACAAGAUCUUGGUUCCUUUCUUGAACUGGCCAGAUUCCUUCAUGGGUUCCAGAGUUAUGGCUCCUUAAAGGUCCAAAAUUGGCUAUUUUGGCUUUUGCAGCCAUAUAGAGACUUCAUUUAUGGUUUUAUUUGAUACAAACUUCCAAAAUAUCUUCAACAACAGUAACUCUUGGAUUCCAUGACAAAUCAGAUCCAUUCGUAUGUUCCAGAGUUAUUUUAUAUCUGAUUACCUCCCCUGAUUGUAAUCAAAAUGGAUUUAUAUCAGUAAGUACUUAUAGGACUUAUUUGAAAUUUCAUUAUUGUCAUUAGUUGGACUGAGCCAAUGGGGGUAGAUAACUAUAGACUCAUUUUAUGUCAAAUUACCUCCCUUUAUUUCGAAUUAAAAAUGGGUAUAUCUCCGUAACUAAUGAAGAUACUGAUCUGAAAUUUCAUUUAUGUCAACAGAUUUAUUUGGCAGAUCCUUCUCUUGUUAACUUACAAUCAUUUUUUUUUUUUAAUGACUUCCAAUUUAUGUUACUAUUAAUAGCUUGUUUUUAGUAACUUUUUUAUUAUUGGCCGUGGGGAAAAACCGAGACCACUUUUCUGUGGUACAACAUGGAUGGUACCUCCAAUUUUUAGGUGUAUUUUGACAUAUCUGUACCUUGUAAGAAUUUUUUUCUUUCUUUUUGGUUUAAUUUCUUCCCUUUGUUGUUCCUGUCCUUUGAACUUGGAUAUUUUUUUCUGAGGACCUUCUUGUCCUCAAGUGCAAUGAUAACAGGUGAGCGAUAUAGGACCAUAAUGGCCCUCUUGUAUUUCACUCUUUGUACCCCCCCCCCCCCCCCACAAACAAAGUUGUAAGGGGGUGUAUACUGGUUUCAGGUUGUCUGUCUGUCCGUCUGUUCGUAGACACAACUUUGUGCGCACCAUCUCUCCUCAUCCCCUUGACACAAUUUAAUAAAACUUCACACAAGUGAUCAGUAACAACAGUAUUUGUGCAUGGGGCAUGUUAGGUUCUUUCCGAAAAAAUAAUUGCAGAGUUAUGGGACUUUGUUUUUUGUUACUAUACUAUAUACAUAGACACAAUGUUGUGCACACCAUCUCUCCUGAUCCCCUUGACACAAUUUAAUGAAACUUCAAACAAGUGAUCAGUAACAAUAGUAGUUGUGCAUGGGGCAUGUUUGGUUCUUUCAGAAUUUUUUUUUGCAGAGUUACGGGACUUUGUUUUUUUUUUACUAUACUAUAUACAUAGACACAAUCUUGUGCGCACCAUCUCUCCUCAUCCCCUUGACACAGUUUAAUGAAACUUCACACAAGUGAUUAGUAACAAUAGUAGUUGUGCAUCGGGCAUGUUAGUUUCUUUCAGAAAAAAUAAUUGCAGAGUUACGGGACUUUGUUUUUUGUUACUAUACUAUAAAAGACACAAUCGUAUGCGCACCAUCUCUCCUGAUCCCCUUGACACAGUUUAAUGAAACUUCACACAAGUGAUCAGUAACAACAGUAGUUGUGCAUGGGGCAUGUUUGGUUCUUUCAGAAUUCUUUUUUUGCAGAGUUACGGGACUUUGUUUUUUUGUUACUAUACUAUAUACAUAGACACAAUUUUGUGUGCACCAUCUCUCCUCAUCCCCUUGACAUAAUUUAAUGAAAUUUCACACAAGUGAUCAGUAACAACAUUAGUUGUGCAUCGGGCAUGUCACGCUCUUUCAACAACAAAAAUUGCAGAGUUUUGGGACUUUGUUUCUUGUUAACAUAGUAUGUACAUACAGUCUACAUAUGCAAUCUUGUGCGCGCCUAAUCUUUCAAACCCUUGCACACAACUUAAUGAAACUUCACACAAGUGAUCAGUGCCAAACCUAGUUGUGCAUGGUGCAUGUUAUGUUCUUUUAGAUAAAUAUUCUGCAUAGUUAUGGCACUUUGUUUUUUGUUACUAUACUGUAUACAUACAGUCUAUAUACAUAAAGUCCACAUAAUUAUGCAGUCUUGUGUGCUUCAAUUGCAAUGUACUGUGUCAGUGCAUGCGGGGGUUACAUUCAUCACCUUUAGUGAUAGCUCUAGUUUUUCAUUGUUUUAGCCUUACUGCCUUUAUCUUAAUGACAGAUUUCAAGUAUAAUCGCUGCAGUGCAUUUUUAUACGCCCGUCUCUGAAAGAGCGGGGCGUAUAAUGUGAACACUUGGGCGGCGGGCGGCGUCCAAAGCAUGUCCACUCUCUUAAGUCAAAAGGUUUUCAUCGGAUCUUCACCAGACUUGCUGACAAAGUUUGUGGGCAUAAUAUCUCAGCCAAGUUUGAAAACCAGCCAAAUCGUCCCAGACACUCUUGGAUUAUGGCCGUUGAAUUACUCGAAAAACAGCAAAUUUUACCUGGUCUCUCUAAGUCAAACAGUUCUCAUUCGAUCUUCACAAAACUUGCUGACAAUGUUUUUGGGCAUAAUAUUUUGGCCAAGUUCGAUAACCAGCAAAAUCGCUUUAGGCACUCUUGGAUUAUGGCCAUUGAAUUACUCGAAAAACUGAAUUUAGCCUUGUCUGCUCGAAUAGUUUUCAUCCGAUCUUCACCAAACUUGCUGACAAUGUUUGUGGGCAUAAUAGCUCAGCUAAGUUUGAUAAUUAGCCAAAUUGCCUCAGGCACGUUUGAAUUAUGGCCAUUGAAAUGUUCAAAAAACUGAAUUUAGCCUUGUCUGCACUCUAAGUGGAACAGUUUUCAUCGGAUAUUUACCAAACUUGCUGACAAUGUUUGUGGGCAUAAUAUCUUGGCCAAGUAAGAUAACCAGCCAAAUCACCCCAGGCGCUUUUGGAUUAUGCCCCUUAAAUAAGGCCAAGUUCCAUGACGGGCUUAUUUUGUGACAGUCUGGCACUCUUGUUUUUUUAGUACAUUAAUAUUUACAUUCUCCCUAUUCAUUCCAUCGAAAAUGCUGACAUUCAUUUUGCCUAAACUGUGAAAGGAAAGGCUCUGAAAUUACAAUAAAAUGGCUUAGUGAUAACAUCACACCUGCAUUUAGUCAGGGAGUAUAUUCCUUUGAUGACAUAGUUGUUUUCUCUGUUGAACUGACCGGGAAGCUGGUUCUAAUGUAAAGUAAGAUAUGUGCAAUUUAAAGAAAAAUUCUUGUUGACAAAUGGAAUGGAAUUAUAAUUUUUCUUUUUUAGUUUAUGUGAAAUUCGUGGAUUUGCCAGUCCUAUUGUGUGAGUCAUUUUGCAUGAACUCCACAAAAAUUAGCAAUUUCAUAGUUAGUUUGGGAUAAAAAGUAGUAAAGUGGACUCCCAAUGAAAUAACAGCAGAUCUUGUAAAUUACUUACUGUACAGUUACUGUUUUUAUGAUCAUACUAUCAGGAAGUACCUACACUGAAAUCAUUCCAUUUAGGUAGUUCUGCAUUUUUGAUAAACUGGAAGUGAUGAUGUUACAUAAUUUAUCUGGAAAACGUAGAAUAAAGCCUGGAUUUGCAUAAGGAAAUGAAAAUCAUUUUAUUAAUCGUAGCCUGUGAAUAAAUUUAUUGCAAUGAUUUCUAAAGUCAAAAUACGGUGUUGUAACAUAUGACAUGUUAAUAAAUAAUUCAAAAUAAUGUCUUAGAAUUAGCAUGGAAUUGUUUCACUUUAACCAUGGUCAAAUGUCUUAAAAAUAAGCACAUGGAUCUGUACAUUUUAUUUCAUCAAGUUAUAGGCCAUGUUUUUAUUGAAAACUGUGAAAAGUUUCAUCAAAAUCUAUAUUGUAGAAAAAUUUCCAUUCGCGAAAAAUGUUAUGAAAGUUAAAAUUUUAUGAUAUAUUGCAUGAGGUCAGUAUUUUUCAAAUUAGUCUAGCAAAAGAUCAAGCACACAACCCUAUCUUUUUUAUUUGCUGAAUUUUCUAGGUAUAUUCUGAAGUUUUGAAAAAUCAGAGUUUAAUCAAAUUUGUAGAAAAAAUUUGGAUCCAAACGUGCAGAACUACCUUAGGUACUGCAUUAUGUUGAUAGAUACAUGAAUAUCAAAUAUUUGUGCUAGCACAUUGCCAUUUCCUGAUUAUAAGAUAUAAAAACAAUUUCCAAAGGGAAAGAAGGACCAUUCAGAUUCAUAUUUAGAGCUUCUUGUUCUGUGAUUUCCUACAUAGAUUUUGCCAUUUGGGUUCAUUUAUUUGAUUACUUCAUGAUCUUAUAUGAUCUUAUGUGUUGUCCUGUUUGCAAUAUUAUCAAGUUACAUCCUGUCCCAGUACUAAAAUGUGGAUGUUUUUAUCAACUGCCUGAAAUAUUAUUAUAGUUAUAAGGAGAAUAAUCAGUAUAUGUGUACACAGUUAAGACUAUAAACAUUAAAUUAUUUUAUAAAUUCAGUAUAAUAUAUACCUCUCAUUACAUUACAUAUAUAAAUAUUAAAUUAAAUAUUUAUAUGAUAUAUAUAUAAAAUGUAUAUGUUUAUAUUGUAUGACAUGCCCAUGCCAGAUUUUAUGAAUGUUUUAUUUUAGUUUUCAUCUACAUCGAAUAUUUGUGAAUGAUAAACACAUAAGUUGGUUUUCUCUUCGUUAGGUGUUCUCGUUGUCAGCUGUUGUCACUGGCAGCUAUGAUACAGCAUUUACUUUGUUUGUAUUAGCCAGCUUGUACUGGUCUGUGAAAUUUCAUGAUAUAUGUUGACAAAACUUAAUUGGAGGCUACUAUUAGAUAUCAGUCACUGUCUUGAACAAAAUGGUUUCUACUCAUAGUUUAAAUUUUGACUUGUAGUAGAUGAUAAUGAACAAUGGUGAUUUUGUUUUGCUUUACCUGUUUGUCUUACAGAUAAUUGGUUUUCAAUCUGCAGUUUUACUGAUUGCUGCAGGGCCUCUAUGUAGCCUUCAAAGAUAAGUGAUUGAUUGCUACAAGGCCUCUAUGUAGCCUUCACAGAUUAGUGAGUGAUUGUUACAGGGCCUCUAUGUAGCCUUCAGAGAUUAUUGAUUGAUUGCUAAAGGGCCUCUAUGUAGCCCUCAAAGAUUAUUGAUUGAUUGCUAAAGGGUCUCUAUGUAGCCUUCAAAGAUUAUUGAUUGAUUGCUAAAGGGCCACUAUGUAGCAUUCAGAGAUUAUUGACCGAUUGCUUAAGGGCCUCUAUGUAGCAUUCAGAGGUUAGUGAUAUUUCACGUCAUUCAGGAACACUAAGCUGCGUUAGAAGUUUAGGUUAAUUCACAGAUGUAUGUUAUUUUUGUAUUUUGGUACAUGUUGUUCUUGUUGCAUACUUUGUUAUAGUUUUGACAUUGCAUAUUACUGUUUCAACAAAUAAAGGAUAUACUUUGA
Molecule: messenger RNA, 12489 nt
Organism: Mercenaria mercenaria
Lineage: Eukaryota; Metazoa; Mollusca; Bivalvia; Venerida; Veneridae
Product: transmembrane protein 179-like
Exons: 5
Coding region: 56-748 (230 amino acids)
Source: RefSeq, a predicted model, not a curated record